AAACCGUGAGACAUUUUCCAAGUGUUCUUCAAUAUAUAAAAUUCUGCUACAUUUGUGAUUUGUCAUGAGUUUGACCCAAAACUCUACCAACUCAAUCAACCCAUCUUCUUCAAUUCCUGAACCAGCAACAAUAACAAUGGCUGCUGAAGUAAAGAAGAAGAUUUCAGCAGCAUCGGCGAGGUCUCACACCAGACAAUCCAAAUCCAAAUCCCAAUCUUCUUCUACUUUCUCUUCAGGGAUUUUCUUUCUACUGGUGUUCUUCACCGGGUUUUUAGCAUGGGCUUAUCAAGCAGCUUGUCCACCCGCCCCCAACAAAGUCGGGCCUCCAGACGGCCUUCCCAUCACAACACCAAGAAUCAAGCUUCGUGACGGAAGAUAUUUAUCCUAUAAAGAAUACGGUGUCCCAAAAGAAUCAGCAAAGUACAAAAUAAUUUAUGCCCAUGGGUUCGACUCUGUCAAGCAUUACACUGUCAUUGCCACGUCAGCGUCUCGCGCUUUAAUUGAAGAGUUGGGGAUAUAUAUUGUUUCAUUUGAUCGACCGGGUUAUGGAGAGAGUGAUCCGGAUCCUAAACGGACGUUAAAGAGUUUGGCUUUAGAUACAGAAGAGCUUGCGGAUCAACUGGAACUUGGGUCCAAAUUUUAUGUGGUCGGGUUUUCUAUGGGCGGGCAAGUGGUUUGGUCUUAUUUGAAGUACAUUCCUCAGAGGCUAGCAGGAGCGACUCUUAUAGCUCCCGUAGUUAACUAUUGGUGGCCCCGCUUGCCAUCAAACUUAUCUCAACAAGCAUUUUCAAAGCAGUUUCUUCGAGAUCAAUGGAGUCUACGGGUCGCUCACCAUUCUCCAUCAUUGACCUACUGGUGGAACACGCAAAAAUGGUUUCCAAGUUUAACCGUUAUUGCUCACAGCCCUGAUAUUCUAUCCCGCCAAGAUAGAGAACUCAAGCCGAUAUUUACAGCUGGCAGAGCAGGUGUUGAGGAACAAGUAAGACAACAGGGAGAAUACGAAUCUAUCCACCGUGACUUGAAUAUUGGAUUCGGUACAUGGGAAUUUGAUCCAACAGAAAUUGAGAACCCGUUUCCAGAAAACGAAGGGUCUGUUCAUAUAUGGCAGGGUGAUGAGGAUAUUCUUGUGCCCGUGACACUGCAACGGUAUAUAGCCCAACAACUUCCAUGGAUAAAGUAUCACGAGCUCACCGGUGAGGGCCACAUGUUCCCUUAUGCUGAAGGGAAGAGUGAUGCAAUCCUAAAAGCACUUCUUCUUGGCCAAAGUUAGUUCAUAAUGUUGUUUUUGGACUUGAUUUUUAGCUUCCUAUUGUCUUGAACAAACCAUUAUUAAGAUAAUACAGUAGAACUGGUAUAGUUAACAUUACCAUGUUGUAUUGUCGUCUCGUUCGUGUUAUUGAGCCACUUAAUUUUAAGCGUAUUAAAUGUGUCAUGAAAUUCUUGGUAUUGAA
Helianthus annuus (common sunflower) is the source of this 1451-nucleotide messenger RNA. RefSeq lists its product as uncharacterized. The coding region runs from base 65 to 1270 and encodes 401 amino acids. NCBI's taxonomy places the organism in Eukaryota, Viridiplantae, Streptophyta, Magnoliopsida, Asterales, Asteraceae. The transcript has 5 exons. The record is from RefSeq and is a predicted model, not a curated record.